UAAUGAUGAGACCAACAAAUAUCGGGAGCGCGGUUUGAAUUAGCAUUUGAUUUUGAACUAACAGUUGAUCUGUUUUUGCCGUGCGGGAGUUACCGUAGGUGUGAGCCGCUGUGCACACUGACUCCUGGGGCUGACGGUUGCAAAAGAAAUCUAAAAAUCUGUAUAUUUCAUUGACUUGGACUAGUUGUCGUCCUAUUUAAACCUGGAGGGAUCUACCCAAAAAACAAUUAAAGUGCCAGUAGGCACAAAAAGCCCCCUGCAUAAGCUGCGACGUCUGGUGCUGAAGGACAUAAGAAAUGACCCCAGUGUGAACAGUGGACUAAAACACCCAUCAAGUUCACUUAAAAGGAGAGUGAGUGAAUCUGGAUGUCAGUCUUUACUACAGAGCAAAUCAAGCUUUGGAAACGGCGAUCUAGAAAACAAUAUAGAUUGUGGCUUUCCAAGCUCUAGAAGUAAGCAAAAUAUGAAUAUUUGUGCAGACAUUACAAAUACUCCACUGGCCCUCCAUGAUAAAGAAAGAAAUGACAGCAUCACGACAGAAAUCCCAGUGCAGAGUGCCCUAAAGAGCAAUGAUGGUACAGUCUCUCCGGUUUUAUUUCAAGAACAUUUGCCACCCAUGCUGCAUGAAAUCCAGUUCUCUUCUCCUGAUUGCCAUUCAAAAUCUAACAUUUUGGGCAUCUCUAAUAUGCCCCUGUCCUAUUUUACAGAUCCUAUAGUUCCCAAUGAAAAUGAGCAAGAACAAGAGUCUGUCCAGAUCGCUUCCAUUAAUUGUAACAAAUAUUUUAGCACUCCAAUGCCAUCUAAAGAAAGGGUAAGGAAAAAACUUACUCCGGUUAUGGAAGUGGAAUUUGAAUCAAAUAUGUCAGAGGAAUGGUAUCCUCAAGACAAAGUACCCAGAAUAGAUGAGCUUCCCAAGGCAGAUGUCUUGUCGCAUGAAAGUCCCACAGAAACGCUACUCUAUAGAACUUUUUUUGCUGCAGAGUGUCAAGAAAUAGUUAAUCAGAUCGAGAACAUAGAAACUGAAGUGAAGAGUCCAGGCAAACGAAAAUUGGAAGAAUUUGAUGAGUCUAUCAUUGAUUCCGAACUCCCUCCAUAUGACUGCACACCAAUGAAGUCCAUGCUGGCUUGCGAAGUGGCCAAAAUGUUGUGUUCUCUGGAAAGUAGCCCCCUUAAGGAAGGGGUAUCACUAUUUGGAGUGAGUCUGUUGGAUCUCGAGAAGCCUGAUAUGCAAUUAAACGAUUUUAACUUAUCUGAAUGUGGCACUAAAAAUAACAAAGUGCAUUCUCUGAGCGAGACUGCAGAGCUUUCCUUUUUGAGUGACAGACUGGAUGGUGUAUGCGUAAAAAGGCAGAAGAUAGAACCACUUGAGAAGACUUACCCAGGGGUAGACCCUGUUAACCAUAUAAAUAAAAUGUCUCCUUUACCAAAUGUUGUAUACACUUUAGCACCUGACGUACCCACUAUAAAGCCUGUGCAUAGCUAUGCCACUAGCAAAUGUGAUGAAAGCGUAACUACAUCCCUCCCCAAAAAUCUCCUUCAUAUGGAACAUGCGCUCUCUGACGAUGAAACUGAACCGGCUGUAUUGGUAGAGGAUACGGCUGUUGUGCAGAAUGUCAGCCAAGUGAUUAAGGCUUCACUUCAAGACCUGAUCACUACUACUAGAAGUCCUACACCUGUACAUGAGAUUACUAAAGGCUGCAUUAGGCAGUUCAUCGAAACAGGUGAAAUUAAGCCGUGUGCCAGUACUACACAGCCCAUUGCAUUAACCUAUGAUGAUCUGCCAUCUACUGAUAUCACUCAAGAGACUGAGGCAAGCAAGUCCCCUCCCAACACCAGACAGAGUUUUAUAUCAAUAAGUGAUGAGAUGAAUAUAGCAAAUGCCACUCGGGAAAUUGAAAUAUUGCCAAAUAACAAAACGCUAGAUAUACCAUGCAGUCAAGAGGAGGUCAGUAUAUCUAACGCUGCUCUGGUGUCUGAAAUGGUGGGACUGCCAUCUGGUAGUACUACACAAGACAUAGACUUGGUUUCUGAUAUUAUUUCUGGCAAUACUAUACACAUAAUUGAUCUUUCCCUUUCUGCCAAUAUCGCACAGGACAUUUCUCCAACGCCUGAGGUGGUUACUACAGACCAUGCAACACCGAUAAUUGAAACAGGACCUCAAUGUCCUGUGAACACCACAGAAGACCUUGCAUCCAUGCAUGAGAACAAAACUACCAAUAAAACGCCUGAAAUGGAAAUGGUGGCACAGUCUUGUAUAAAUGCUACUCAAGACGUGACUGCCUCGGGCAUUGAUGUCAUAGCCAACACCACUCUGGCCGUUGAGGUUGAGCCCCAAACCUGUUCAACAUGA
Molecule: messenger RNA, 2350 nt
Organism: Bufo bufo (common toad)
Lineage: Eukaryota; Metazoa; Chordata; Amphibia; Anura; Bufonidae
Exons: 3
Coding region: 464-2350 (628 amino acids)
Source: RefSeq, a predicted model, not a curated record